Messenger RNA from Hippoglossus stenolepis (Pacific halibut), 6060 nucleotides. Its product is annotated as versican core protein-like. Gene Ontology annotation, biological process: cell adhesion. Gene Ontology annotation, molecular function: hyaluronic acid binding. The record is from RefSeq and is a predicted model, not a curated record. Bases 259 to 6060 code for a protein of 1933 amino acids. The transcript has 9 exons. Lineage: Eukaryota; Metazoa; Chordata; Actinopteri; Pleuronectiformes; Pleuronectidae.
CACUGACGAAAUAACAGUCUGCGUUAAGCAAAAUUGCUUACUUGUUGCUUGCCAGCACUUGACGGUUUCUGUCGCUCUGCUCAGAACCAGGAUCAUCCGGGAUUGGGACCCCGCAGCUCUGGAGCAUCAAGGGGAAGAGAGAGGCGCACCGGGGAGAUAAGUGCUGCUGCGCCGAUUUGUAGUGGACAUAUUUGGGCACUUUUUACGCACGCAUGUUGCGCACUGGGACUAACUGGAUUUAAGGGCAUACACAGAUAAAUGUUCAUUUUAUGGAAUAAAGCAUCUUUAAACAUGUUACUAAAUAUAAAACAUAUCCUGUGGUUAUGUUUUCUCUGGGAAGCUGCGGCUGCCUCAGCCUCCAACUCGUUAUCGAUAAUCCGACCGGUCACUGGCUCCCUCUCAGGGAAGGUAAAUCUUCCCUGCUUCUUCUCCACCAUCCCAACCUCAGCGCCGGUCAUCAGCCCCAACGGAACUGCCAUUUAUAGCAGAGAUUACCUUCGGAUCAAAUGGACCAAAAUAGUGGGGGAAGUGGAAUCCACAGUGCUGGUGGCACAAAAUGGCCUCAUCAAGAUAGGUUCCAUCUACAGGAACCGCGUGUCAGUGCCCAGUCACCCGGAGGACGUCGGUGACGCCUCACUGACAAUGGUGAAGCUGCGUGCCAGUGACGCGGGCACUUACCGCUGUGAGGUCAUGUACGGCAUUGAAGACACCCAGGAUACAGUGAACCUAGAUGUCAAUGGUGUCGUCUUUCACUACCGGACGAGCAUCAGCAGAUAUACAAUGAACUACCAGAACGCUGUCAGGACUUGCCAAAAUGUUGGAGCAACCAUUGCCACAUAUGACCAACUGAGAGCAGCCUAUGAGGACGGCUUCGACCAAUGUGAUGCCGGCUGGAUCGCCGAUCAGUCAGUGAGAUACCCCAUUAUCAAGCCAAGGAACGGCUGCUUUGGCAACCUGAAGACCAAACCUGGCAUUAGGACAUAUGGCAUCAGGAAACCAACAGAGACCUAUGAUGUAUUUUGUUACGUAGAUAAACUUCAUGGUGAGGUGUUCUAUGCUCCUGUGACCCACAAGAUGACUUUAGGGGAGGCCAGUGCAGAGUGCAGGAAGAGAAAAUCUUCUUUGGCAUCCCCUGGCCAGCUCCAUGCUGCCUGGCGACAGGGCCUGGACAAAUGUGACUAUGGCUGGCUCUCCGAUGGCAGCGCACGACAUCCCGUUGCAGUACCCAGAAUGAAGUGUGGGGGGGGCCUGCUCGGCGUCAGGACCAUGUAUCGCUACAGAAACCAGACCGGCUUCCCAGAACCAUCUACGAAGCUUGGGGCUUACUGUUUCAAAGGAAGGAGAGAGGUGAUCAAACAGAUGUCCUUUGUUGAUAUGAUUGUGGUAGGGACCACCACCAUUAGCUCCACUACCUCCAUCCCUUUACUAGAGAGCAGCGCCCCUACGCUAACCCCAAAAUCUGUAACUGUAUCAGAGGCAGAUGAAUCUCCAGAUCCUUCCAAUGUUCCAUCUAUGUUCUCUACCAGUAUGGCUCCACCGCGCUCCACUCCCGCAGGAGAAGAAGAAGAGCUAAUCACCACAGUCGCACCCACCAUCAGAGAGGAACAUGAUGACACAACACCUGAGCCAGAAAUUCAGCACACAACCGAAAGCAGUGCUACCACACAAUCAGUCUCUGAACCCACUGAGGAGCCCGACGAUAACUCAGUGAUUCAGGUCGUCAAAAUCCAACCCGAUGUCGCCAUAACCGAAGCCUCUCUCAGCACGGAGCCCAUGUUUGCAGAGGGGGAGACUGAGGAAACUAUUCUGGGUGCUGCGAUAACCACAGCGAUGACCUCUGACCUCACAGAUACUCCCACAGACUCAACCGAACUGACCAGCAAGGAAGUGUUCAGCUCCUCAGAAUUAACACCCCCACCCACCGAGCUUCAUUCAACAACACCGUACCCACAUUACGGUCCCAGCGUGGAAGAGGUUGAGGAAGGUUGGUUUGUAGAGGGACCUCCACCUCCUCAGCUACCACAACAGAGCACAUCAUCCAGCCCGUCAGACAGCACUAGUAGCAUUGAAAGAACAACAAUCCCCACUGCCACUGACACCACCUUUAUGUGUAACACCAAACCCAGCGAAGAGGGGAGCCACCGGACCACAGGACCACCAGAGACAACGCAAACCACAACUCAAAGCCAGGAUGCAGAGACGCCGGCUGUCACCUACAAGGACAAGACCACUUCUGUAUCUGUGGCAUCCGCCGGCGUCCUGACAGACAGUGGGACCUCAGCCGAAAGUGUAACAUCGUCAAUGAUUGUUUUUGAUGAGUCCAUCACUCUGGUACCAGAGCACAGCGGUGACAUCACGACAGAGGACGACACCACAACAGAGAUUGGCGCCGAGUUCUUCACAUCUGCUUCCAUGACUUCAGCUGCUUCUGACACAACCACCACUCCAAGUACAGCGGCCACUGAGGAGCAAUUCCUCCAAGUGACCACCGCCAUGCAGAGGCAGAAUGUGUCAGUUGCCCAGGCUCUACAACCACAAGAUUCCCAGUCUUCUGCCAUCCCAGUUGUGCCUGACCAUCCCACACCCUCCGUGGCUGAUGGUGAGCCUAUUCAGCAGAGUGGAGACCCAGACCUUUUCUCUCAAGCUGCUGCAACUCUCACUCCAGCUGUUAGUUUUGUAAAUGGUAAAGAAGAGAUCACAUUGGAGCCACAGAGCCCAGGAGAAGUAGAGGCCAAAGGUACCCAGAUUUCGACCAAUGUGACAAGUCUGGGAGCAAGUGAUGAACUAAACACUGUGUUUGAUUAUAGUUGGACCAAUCUCCCUGUAGGUAGCUCCACUGAUUCUAUGGAGGAACCCACAGAAGGACGGAUCUCGACAGAGAUCCCAGAUGUUGAUAUAUAUGAGACCGAUGUAAUCUCAUUAGUUGAAUCAACACCUCCUCACAUACUCCCUAAAGAGGAAGACCUAGUCCCUCAGAUAGACGCAACCUUAUUUCCAGCCUCAACAAUGGAGGGCACAGCUCCAUCAAAAACUACACAGAAAACUGAAUCUGGUCCAGCUGCUAUAAUUGCCACAGAGGGGAUGAGUGAUGUCACAGUUACCUCAGCUGACCUAGUUCCUAGUGUACUACCAGCCGAGCCACAGAUCACCAAAGCAACUGAAGAAAGCCAAACAACAAAAGGCAAUAAAGAAGGCACCACUGUCAUCACCGCAUCUGUUCAAGAAGAGGUAGACGAGUCGGGGGUGACUCCCACUUAUGUGAAAAGUGACUCAACAGUGACUCAGACACAGAAGGCUGAAGACAAGCUCCCUGUUACUUCUUCAACAGAACCUCACACAGCUACAUACAAAUCUGAAAUCACAGAGGAAACACACAGCACAUCUGCCAGUCCAGCUGCAGCAGAUGACAUUCAGUCUACACUGAAGUCUGCGUCCACUCCCUCCUCAGAUGACGCUGAUGGGAGCACACCAACAUCAACAAAUAGUGACUCAGAGAGCUCCACUCAAGAUGUGGAGGAAGGGAAAGAGACCCAAACCCCAAAAGAAUUUGCCUUCAGCACAAGAGCUCCUUUAGUAUCCAGUAGCUCAGCCCCUAACGAACUGACAGCCAAGACGGAGAUAACACCACCUAGAGACGUAAGCAGCACUGAAUCAUCAACUGUUGCACCUACCCUGGCACAAACCUCAGAGGGGGCAGUCAUAAGUCAGGGGGAAAGUACUGUCAGCCAAAUACCCUCCAUUUCACCUAGUGAGAGAGCUGUGUCUGAUGUAAUGUCUACAUCAGAGGAGGUGAGUUCAGGAGUCCAACAAGUAAACAUGUUUACAACCAGCCCUCCAUCAAGUAGCUCUGCGGGGACUGCAACAUUGUCUUCAAGCUUAAGCUCUACACAUACAACAGGACAAGAAACAAGAGAGAGUAAAGUACCAUCUCAAACAGUGCAAACAGCAGGCACAGAAAAAACUGAUGAGGCACUAACAAGCUCAACAACAGUGACUCCACGUUUGACCUCUUUUAUAUCAUCUGGUGUUCCAGGCACUGAGGUUGAUGGUAUUAGCAGUGAGAUUAAGAUGGUGGAGUCCAUUCCUUCCAUCACUGAAUCAACCAUGAAAUCUGAAACAUCAACUAUCCUCAUUACAACAUCAACAGAAAGUUCUGGAGACGACACUACUGAGUUCACUAAGGAGUCGGUCUUCACUGCAUCUACUGUCCCUUCACUGUUGACAACAAAGUCACCAUCAGUCACUGCAUCACGUGCAUUUGAAACAAGUGAAACUUCAUCAGCUACUGUUACAAGAGUGUCAUCACUCUACAGUACUGACAGACCAGCAUCACAGUCGCCUGAAACACAAGAGACUGUUACCACAAGUCAGGUAGAGCAGGAGACUGAAGUAACAUCACAAACAGCAGGCACAGAAAAAUCACCCACUUCUGCCACUGGUGAAUCGGUAAAAUCUUCUGCACCAAUCACUGUACACGAGGAGAAGAAACAAAAUGAAACAGCUCCACCCUCUCACGAAUCCAUUACAACCACUGCUUCUCCAUUAUACAGUGCUAUUGAAAUUAUCAAGACAACUGUGGCUUCAUUCACAGGAAUUUUCAGUCAGUAUACAACAGAAAGUGCAUCAGCAAUGACUGAUUUACCCGAAGGAAAAGUGGAAACUCCCACUAGUGUCACAGACAAAGGGGCUUCAGUUCAUCAAACCUCUGCAACUAUGGCCACCCCGACUUCCCCAAUCAAAACAAGUGAGUCUGGUUCAACCACAAUUUCCGAUAUAACUGAAGACACAACUCAAACACAAUCCUCAACUGUGACCCAAGUGAGUAGCAUAACAGAGACAGCUUCACUGUUUCCUAGCACUUCUGGAGAGAGUGCAGAUGACCAAACAUCUAAUACGACAUCGACAGAAGCUACUGUGGUGGCUACCAUGCUUAGCACAGACAGAGCUGCAACAGGAGAAACACAAUAUGAAACAACUCAUGGUUCAAGCACACUUGGCACUGUAGCUCCUCUGCUGACAACCACUGAAGGAAUAUCACAUACAUCUGAAAUUAGUUCCGAAGAAACAAGGAUUACUGUUUCAUCUGACAUCAGUGUGACUCCAACUCCCUCAUCUGCAUUUAAAACAGGGAGUGAUGUGACAAAAGAACAAAUGGAACAAUCAUCAAUGUCUUUAUCAGCUACUGUUACUGCAACUUCACUGUACAGUACUGACGAACCAACAUCUUUGUCACCUGAAACAAAGGAGACUCUUCCCACACGUCAGAUAGAGGAGGAUUCAGUAACACCUGAGAAAAGUUCUACUUUCCCAACCCCUGAGGAAGAGACUUCAGGUGAACAGACUGACACGUCCACCAAAGAUACUGGAGCUCCUACAGCUUCAUCUCUGUUCAGCACAGAAAGACCAACAGCAUUGCCAGUUGAGGAACGAGACAGUGCGGUCACAGAUCAGAUCACUGAUCGAACUCCAGACAUGUUCUCUUCAACCUCUGUUGUCACCGGUACAUCUUCAUCUUUAUUCAGCACAGUGGCCCCAACAGCACCUGGAACACAAGAAAGUCUAGAAACAUCAACAAUACUCAUUACAACAUCUACAGAGAGUUCUGGAGACGACACUACUGAGUUCACUAAGGAGUCAGUCUUCACUGCAUCUACUGUCCCUUCACUGUUGACAACUGAGUCACCAUCAGUCACUGCAUCACGUGCAUUUGAAACAAGUGAAACUUCAUCAGCUACAGUUACCAGAGUGUCAUCACUCUACAGUACUGACAGACCAACAUCACAGUCGCCUGAAACACAAGAGACUGUUACCACAAGUCAGGUAGAGCAGGAUUCAGUAACAUCUGAGAAAAGUUCUGUUUUCCAAACAACUGAAGAAGAGAGUUCAGGUGAACAGACAACUGAUAUAUCCACUGAACACACUGCAGCUCCGACAGCUUCAUCGAUGUUCAGCACAGAGAAACCAACUGCUUUGGCAAUUGAGGAACAAUACAGUGCUGUCCAGUUCAGACUGAAAAGUCAUCACAUCCAACAGAGACCUUUUCUGUCACCACCGCAAUAG